AUGGCCCUUCCACUACCGCCCGCGUCGAACCUCCACUCCAUCCUUCUCGUCACCAAGUCGCGCUCGCUUGGGCCGCGCCUUGUCUUCCAUUAUCCGCCGCUGUCGCCGUCGGCCGCAGCCCUUGCCGGCGCAAAAGACCCCGCUUGGUAUCGUCACGACGUGUCAACUGCCAGCAUCGGCUCCGGCAGCUCCGACAGCGAAUGGGACAGCAGCACCGCGACAGACGAUGACAAUGACGUUGAAAUCGGGAGUCGCACCAGUGGUGGGCGUGGUUCGGGGCGGACACUGACAGGCGCAAGCUUUCGCGACCGCGACCGGAGCAAGCUCGGCACCGAGGUCUGGAACAAGCAGGAGACGAUAGACGAGGAUGAUCCCGACGAUGAAGAUGGUGAUAGAAAUGGUCGGAACAGACGGAGAGGAGGCGACUACGACUGGGAUACAGUACUCGGUUUCAAGACCGAUGCGCUUGAGAAGAUGCUCAGUCCAGGCAAAGAGUUCAACAAGCGACGCUUCGAGCUCGGUGUCGAGAGCAUAGUCUUUGUGGGCGCGCCUAUGUUUGUACGAGAGGAUGGUCUGUGGAAGAAGCUCAAACGUCGGAAGAAGAAGCGGUCCGACAAGGAGAAGCUUGACGACGCUGAUUUCGUGAAGAACCUGACAAUAUCUGAGGAAGACGAGGAAGCUGACACGGUCGAUGAGAUCCCCGUGAAGUCGAAACCGGAGCCUUUUGUCUAUCCCGAGGGCUUCGAGCCUGGUUAUGGCCAUGGAUCAAUCUCCAGCGGGCCAUCUGGGGCUCCGUCUGAAGCUGGGUCGGAUGCCCGCAGCAACUCCACCAGCCAGGAUAACAACCCUGACAUGAACAUGUUCAAUGUCGUGUUCGUGCUCAACCCGCCUGCGCUGGAAUACCAGCAACGUGUCAAGGAGAUGUACGAUAAUGUGACGCGCAAAUAUGCGAAGGCGCUCAAGUACGAGGAAGCGCGCUUCCAGUAUGUCUGGAAAGAGUCGAAGCGCAUCAUUGACCUUAAGCAGCGUGCCAAAGAAAGCAACGAGUCACUGACAUCGACGUGGCGCAAGAUCAUUUCCACCUCCCCACUAGCCAAGUCGAUUGCUAUCAUGUUCGACGCCAUAUCUCAUGACAAGAUAGCGCACAUUCACUUCGAUGCCACAUUCAACACCUCCUUCCAGAUACCGCAAGCGGAUUCAACACCAUAUCUCCCUACUGCGCUUGAACCGCAGAUGCCUGGCCUAUGGCUUACUACAUCAAACGUUGUACUGGCAGACGACGAAUCGCCGAUGACACAGCACGCUGCACUGUUGCUGCUUGAAGACACAGAAACAUUGAUUAAGGAUCUUGGCGGCGAGGUGACUGGCAACGCAGCAGCCAUUGCAUUCUACAUCCGCAAUAUUAUACCCACGAAAUCACUUCUGAAGAUAUCGAAGCGGCACAAUAUCUCUGCGCAUGACAUGGAAUACAUAGCAUCGCAUUUGGUAUACUGGCGCCGUGCUCGACUCAUCGCCCCGCUUUCACCGCGCGACACUUACAUCGUGUCGCCGAAUGCGGACUUCUCAUUGUUGCCGUCCGCAGUGACUGCAUAUGCGCAGCGCUUUCCCACUCUACCAACACUACCAAAAGUGCUCAACAUGCUGUCUGGCACUCCUCGACCAUUUCGCAACUUUAUCCCCACCACGGAGCAUCGCGAAGCCUACAUGGAUAUCUUGGCAUGGCUCAUGCGAGGCGGGUGGGUCACGCAGCUACGCACAUUUGCUUGGGUGCGGGUCACGCCUGAGAUCAAAGCAAAGGUCGCAGCCGAGAUGGAGCGUGAAGAACGCAUCAAGAAAGCAGAGGAAGCAAGAAAAGAACUGUUGAGUGACAACGAGUCAGUCGCCGAGUCCCUCCUGUCAGACAAGCGUAGCAGUCUGCUUUCCGCGGGAACCGUCCGAUCUUCAACACCUCUGAGGAUGGCACAUCGUGAUAGGGGUACAGGCGGAUUGGGCGAAGAAGAUAUGCAUCACAGCACAAUACUCAGCCCACGCAUAACGGCGUCAGCUGCACCGAGCUAUCGCGGAUCACCCACCCGAGCCUCUUCUGACGCAGGGAGUACGAGUAGUCAACGCACCACGAUCGCACUCAGCUCUUCGCAACGUCCGGAUUCGCCCUCUCGAUUAGGCGUUCGAGACGUGAAGCCACACCGACCUAGUCCGCUGCAUCUCCACCCUACCUCGCCGUCCCGCGGAUCCGCGGUUUCGUUGGCAUCACCCACCGCAACAUCGCCCCCACCAUCUCCGAAAGACUUUAAGCCUUCUAUCGUGUACAGCCCCCAGAAGGCAACGUCUCUUGAAGCAAGAUGGCUCGAGAAGAUUGGGCAGAGUUUUGAAGAUGUCGGCAACAUUAUUCCUACUCCGAAUCCUAGUCCGCCGAAAGGUCAGGAUGGCGGUAUGUUUGGGAUCACGGGGAAGGAGCUACGAGAGGCUUGGCCAAUACUGUUGAAGCAUUUGGAUGGCAGACACGCGAUCGAGGAUGUUGCGCCCAGAGAAAAUAUGAAGAGGAAGAGAGUUGCAGCAAUGUACAAUACGAUCAAGGAGCGCGGAUGGCUAGUUGUUGUUAGGCAUUGGUAGUCAAUUGCAUGGUCGAGAGCCUGAUUCACUUGAAA
Parastagonospora nodorum SN15 is the source of this 2648-nucleotide messenger RNA. RefSeq lists its product as hypothetical. Gene Ontology annotation, cellular component: GATOR1 complex. The record is from RefSeq and is a predicted model, not a curated record. The transcript has a single exon. NCBI's taxonomy places the organism in Eukaryota, Fungi, Ascomycota, Dothideomycetes, Pleosporales, Phaeosphaeriaceae. The coding region runs from base 1 to 2613 and encodes 870 amino acids. Gene Ontology annotation, biological process: cellular response to amino acid starvation; TORC1 signaling; positive regulation of autophagy.